Molecule: messenger RNA, 3555 nt
Organism: Alternaria triticimaculans
Lineage: Eukaryota; Fungi; Ascomycota; Dothideomycetes; Pleosporales; Pleosporaceae
Exons: 2
Coding region: 1-3555 (1184 amino acids)
Molecular function (GO): nucleic acid binding; protein binding
Source: RefSeq, a predicted model, not a curated record
AUGCCACCCAAGAAAGGCGGCAGCAAAGCCCCAGCAGGCAAACAGCUUAACGACGUGACGAAGUCCGAGUUGCUUGACGAGAUUAGAGCACCCAAAUUCACCGGGAACAAGUGCAUGAGAUGCGACGAGUUCAACCAUGGUCAUAUCAACGAAUGCAACGCCAACGCCAAUUCCAAGCACUGGUCGAAGGGUCUUGGUAACUUCGCGGACAAGCAGGCUGUGGAGAAGUUGUUUCAGACCGAACGUGCCAAGCUCAUUGCGGACGGAACAUACACUCCUGUCAAGCAAGUAAGCAAGCCUGUCGCGCAGAAUCAACCCAAACCCGACAAUAAGAUGAAAAGCGAACCUCAGAAUGUUGAGUCUACUAUUCCGGAAGACCCCGCAUCCAGCAGCGCACUGAACGAAAAGCCCGCGACGCCCGUCAAGAAGAGAACGCCUAUCGAGACUGAGAAUGUUGGCAAGCUUAUUUACACAAAAGACGAGACAAAAGCCGAGAAUGUCCAGGCUGAUAUACCCAAAGAUGGCCUAGCGAACGUCGCAACACAGCACGAAGGUCCAGAACCGGCGGAAGGCGAGUUCAAAGUGAUCACAAAUUAUGUGCAAGUGCGCAAGGUACCUUCUCGACUCUUUACAUAUGCCUUGACCUUCUAUAGGCCAAGUCGCGACCCAAAGAAGCCCAACGCCCGCGUAGAGCUCAACAAGCGGCAAGAGAUUGGACGUGUAUUCGAUGCGAUGAUCGAGGAAGAUGUGUUGGAACUGACCAAGAACCGGAAGACAUGGGCAACCGACUACAAGAGUCUUUGGUGCGACACUGCUCUCGAGGGUUCUCACGGAGAUCAGGAAGAGUGGGAUACGGCAACUUUUGACUGCAAACUCCUUGAUGGUCGAACAUAUGCAGACAUCUACGCAACUGUGAGGAAAGGUGUAGUCUUGGGCGAUAUCGACGGCGUCCUUCGUAAGGAACACAUCACCAAAAGCGCCGACUACAUUCGGGCUCUGAAUGCUCAUGUUGCGAAAUGUGUCCGCAAGUACAACGAAGAGGAGGACCGAUCGAUUACUCAGCUUGGCGCGAACAAGUUCUACCUUGAUCGAGGUUUCACCGAAAUGGUCGAUAAGAACUCCAACAGCCUGGGCUUGCGCGCAGUCCGCGGGUACUACAUGUCGAUAAGGCCUGGAGCGCUAGGUCCUGUGCUCAAUAUCAAUGCAGCGACAACGGCCUUUUUACCUCCAAUACUGGUCUCUGACUUGUUGGCUACAUCGCUCAGCCAAAAUACUGUUGAGAAGAUGUUGAGGGGCAAGCGCGUCAGGCUAAUCUACCGACGACAAGAGUUCCAAGAGACCAAGGACGCUGGAUUCUCCAUGAACGACGACCUUCCGCGCACAAAGGUCUUUCAACAGUUUGGUUUACCUGCAUCUGAGCAGAGGUUCUUCACAGUUCUUGCUAACGAGCAAGGCGCCAAGGUCGACGUCAGCCCAACAGAUAAGGGUACCUCCGUUAUCGAAUACUUCAACGGUGAGGAAAUCUCAGACUCUCCAUUUUAUAUUACGCUAACAUCUGUAGAAAUGAAAGCAGAAAUGCUAGGUAGCUUGUCACCUGCUCAACUUCUAUGCGUCAAUGUCGGCAAGCGCGUUCAAUCAUCUAGAUCGAAAGAUGCAGGCAAACUAACAUUUAUGCGUCAGCAGACCUUGGACGGCGCUCAGUGGAUCCCUGCUUGUUUACUCGAGAUCAUGCCUUUUCAGCCAAUGACAGGGCAGAUGAACCCAAAGCAUACUGCUGAGAUGAUGAGGCAUGCUUUGCACUUACCCGCGGAGAACGCAGCUCUGAUUGAUCAAGAGGGCCUCCGGAUCCUUGGUCUCAAAGAUCAAAUCGAGGAUCAAGAAGACACGACUAGCAAGAAGUAUCUCGACCAAGGCUUUCAGCUCGACAACAAAUUGAUAUCAUUGGCCGCCAGGUCUUUGGAACUUCCCCGUCUGUCGUACGAGAAGCGCGGUGACCCCGACGUCGAACACACCGUCAGUACACAGUCUCAUACAAAAUUCCAGCCACUUAUUCACGUCGACCGGUCAGCUUGGAAUCUUCAAGGCGCGGCAUUCAUUAAGCCUGGAACGCUGAAAAACCUUCACGUCGUCGGGCUGCCGGGAUGUCGUCAAGAACACAAAUUGGCUAUUGUCAAAAAGGAUUUCACUGAGCAAUUGUGUGCUCACCAUGUUCACACCACGUCUGGAGACCAUGCUAACCAGUUGGGGCAAUACAAAGGAAUUGAAGAAGAUCUCAAAUCCUGGUUCACCAUGUGCCAGCGGAAUGACUGCAACCUUGUCUUAUUGGCCGAGAAAGACUUCGACAAAUACGCAAAGAUCAAACGGACUGGCGAUUUUGAAGGGUACCACACCAUCUGCGCUAUCGGCAGCAAAAUCCAAGAUGACAGGAACAACGAUCAUAACAAGACCGGCAAUCGUUGGCAGCAUCUCUCCAACUUAGCCCUCAAAGUCAAUUUGAAGUUGGGUGGGGACAAUCACUGGCUUGACAACGAGAUGUUGGAUAAGCUACUAGGUGAAGAGGAAUCCAGACGAAGCACCAUGAUCUUAGGAUCAGAUGUCACCCAUCCCGGCAACGGCUCGAAGAUUGGUACACCCAGUAUCGCCGCCGUUGUGGGUACUGUUGAUGCUCAGUUCAUGAGCUACCGCGGUUCGAUGAGACUUCAAGCUGGUGGCCAAGAACAGAUUGAUGAGGCGAAUCUCCGCAGUAUGGUCAAAGAACGGCUUGAGACUUGGAAGUCGUGUAACGAUGACAAGCUUCCGACCAGGAUCUUGUUCUAUCGCGACGGUGUCUCUGAGUCGCAGUUUUCCAACGUGGAGAAGUUCGAGAUCCCGCAGAUCAGAGAGGCGUAUCUUGAGGCUGGAGGCAAUGCUAAAGACCUCAGUGUAUGCUUUUUCGUUGUCAGCAAACGUCACCAUACACGAUUCUACGCUGCCACUAAGAACGAAACAUACCAGUCUCGAGAGAAGACCCAGGGCGUGUUCCGACACUUUCAAAACGGCAACGUCAAAGCUGGCUUACUUGUAGACAGUGUGGUCACAGCGCCUAAGCCCCUGAACUUCUUCUUGCAAUCUCACACUGCGAUCAAAGGCACCGCACGUUCAGCCCACUACUACGUACUCCAGAACGACACGGACAUCGGGACCGCGAACCUGCAGAAGUUGACGAUGAUGCUAUGCUACACCUUUGGUCGAUCGACGACCGGUGUCUCGUACGCAACCCCGGCAUACGCCGCGGAUAGGUUAUGCGACCGCGGUAGAUCUUACAUUCGUCACUGGGCAGAGGAUGAAUUUGCCGAUCCUAUCUUUGAGUACGACACGUAUCAUGACGGAAACGGAAAAGAACGCAAGCCCACCGACGUCGAGAUCUUAUCCGAGAAACGAGCGAUGGUUGACAGGCUCUUGCACUCUCCCGAGGUCUGGGGCAAGAAUUACCACGACAACCCAAAUGACAACAGUAAGCCGCUCAGGCUGAACCCAUGGCACCCAAACCUUGACCAAGGUAUGUUCUGGAUGUAA